Messenger RNA from Didymosphaeria variabile, 2091 nucleotides. RefSeq lists its product as uncharacterized. The coding region runs from base 1 to 2091 and encodes 696 amino acids. NCBI's taxonomy places the organism in Eukaryota, Fungi, Ascomycota, Dothideomycetes, Pleosporales, Didymosphaeriaceae. Gene Ontology annotation, cellular component: cell division site; plasma membrane; growing cell tip. The record is from RefSeq and is a predicted model, not a curated record. The transcript is spliced from 3 exons.
AUGCUGCGACCGGCGACACCCCUAUCGAUACUCUUCUUCGCCGCCUUCGCGCUACUUCUCCUGUCCACCAUCUCCACGCCUAUAAUCAAGGGCAUUCCACUCGCUACCUUCCGCGGUGUCAAAUUUGGCACCUUUGGCUACUGCGAUGGCGACAAUUGCAAGGGGCCAAUGAUUGGCUACGACACUGACAAUCUAUUCGCCGAUGCACCCGAUUCCGAAUUCUCGCUGCCCUCAGCGACUCGUCACUCGCUCUCUUCGAUUCUCAUCGUGCAUCCCGUGGCUGCGCUCAUGACGCUCAUAUGCUUCUCUCUCGCCGUAGCUGCACACUUCCAUUCGCCUGCCCAUUCGCCGCGCUACUUACUUGCGCUCCUUAUCUUCACGUUUCCCACGCUGCUAGUGUCGUUGCUCGCGUUUCUGGUGGAUAUCUUGCUGUUUGUCCCCCACCUGGCAUGGGGAGGAUGGAUCGUCCUGGCAGCUACCAUUAUCAUUGUCGCGAGCGGCGUGGUGACCUGCGCCAUGCGGCGAACCUUGGUCAGUCGCAAGGCGAGAAAGAGAAGGAUCGCGGAGAAUGCAGACAUGAACGGUCAGAAUUACUACGCCAAUCGUAACGUCGAUGGCAUUGCCACCACUACUGUCGAGACUUUACCAAAGGCUGAGUCUCCGCCUCCAAUGUCCGGCGAAACAAUGCUUUCCGACAAUUCUAAGAAAGCUGGAUUUGCAUCGUAUGAAGUCCAGAGGCCUGGUAUGCAAGACGAUACCAUACCGCUCAACACUCGAAACCCCUCCCUCAAGACUACCAGCAGCGCUCGCUCCGAUGACAGAUCGAUGCCACCUGGUCGUGCGCCCUCUGGCCGUGGACGACCACCGGUAGAUCAAUAUGGAAACCCAAUCCCGCCCAUGCCCAACGACCCUUACGCUAUGCAAAACGUACCCCGAAUGGGGCCACCGCCUGGCAGAGGAGGAGCGUACACUCGUGGACGAGGUGGGCCUAGAGGAGGCUAUGGACCAAGAGGAGGAUACGGGCCACCCCCAAGAGGAGGUAUGCGAGGGCCGCCACCACCAGGUUGGAAUGGAGGAGCGCGUCCAGGGCCAGGGAACUUUGGGCGAGGUCCUCCCCCACCUGGUUACAACAAUGAUAUUUACGGUCAAGGCCCACCCCCUGGACCAUAUAACGUACGUGGUCCGUCGCCCGCCACGCAACAGCGAAUGCCAAUUGGACAAGCCAUCGAAAUGGAUUCGAGGAAUGGUGCUAACCAGGGCUAUGGUUUGCGAGAGAGCGACGGGGACGUUCAGGGAAUGCUUGCUUUGCAACAAGGCGGAUUUCCUGCCCAGGCUCCGCAGCGCCGCCCGUCUGGGCCAAUGAGUCCUAGUUCAGAAUACUCCACGCAGGAAGAGGCUCGUCCCAUGGUGGCCACCGCAGGCUGGCACAACAACUCUGACCAGACGAUACCAACGAACGGUAGCCAUAGUCGCGGCCUGUCGCCUAUUCAAGAUUCUCCGGUCGAAUUGCCCGCGCAGUUGUCGACGGUUGGAGCACCUGGUAACGAACGAACUUCGGACUACUACUACGAAGACGUGGACCCCAAAUUUGCGGAACCUUUGCCUAAUCCUGGCCCGCCAGGAGUCCUUCCUUCUGCGUUGGUUCCUGGCGGCCUCCCGAAUGCGCCUUUCAGCAAUCCUAACGCGCCUUUCAAUAGUUCCAAUCCCUCAUUAAACAUUAGUGACCCGAAUCUUCUGCGACAUUCAUUUGAAGACGAUGGUUCUCGGUCCCCAGCCGCAUCGGAAACAUCCCACUUCACUUCAGUCUCUCAACGCGGGGUCAAUCCCAAUUGGAAACCACCGCCUGGCCCUCCAAUGCCUGCCGGUCCAUAUGGUCCGUAUGGUCCACGGCGUCCGUUGAGACAAGAAGAUGUGAUAUUAGAGGCCAACGCUGCCAACCCUGAUUUCGCGAUACCUGGAGCUGGCCCACCCGGGCGUGGUGGAGGUAGAGGACGGGGUAGAGGAGGCCGUGGUGGUGGUGUCAUCAAUCCUUUGGCGAACGCCGGGCUUGGUGCAGGACGGUUAGUUCUUACAGCGCCCGUAAUCGGCUGA